AAUGUAGCAUAGAAAAGCUCCAUUAUUUAUCUGUCUGAGGGACUAUAGGGAUGGCCCUGAGCAAGACACACUGUGGAGCUGUCACCAGGAAGCUGUGGUUCCAAACCAUGACUCAACUCCACCUAAAGCCUGUUUACAGGAAGGGAAACUCCCCUUUCUCGUCCAAGGGUCAGCACAUUUCAGGAAACAGGGAAGUGAAAUUAAACUGCUCUCCUGCCUGGGAUGAGCCAUGGCUGCUGCUGCAAAGGCAAGGCCAAGCCUCCAGGAUGAAGCUUCUUGUUCCAUCUGCUUGGAGUAUUUUAAUGAUCCGGUGACUAUAGACUGUGGGCACAAUUUCUGCCGAGCCUGCAUCACCCAGUGCUGGGAGGGAUCUGAUAAAGACGUCUCCUGCCCUCAGUGCAGAGCAACCUUUCCCCAGAGGAACCUCAGGCCGAACUGGCAGCUGGCCAACGUGGUCGAAAUAGCCAAGCAGCUACAUUCGCAAUCGACAAAAGAUGCCGGAGCCGGGAGAGCGUGCGAGAAACACCAGGAGGCUCUGAAACUCUUCUGUCAAGAGGAUCAGUCCCCCAUCUGCGUGGUGUGCGACAGAUCCAAGGAGCACAGGGCUCACACGGUGGUUCCUGCAGAGGAGGCCGCCCAGGAGUACAAGGGACAAAUUAGGAGUCGUUUGGAGAUGUUGAAGAAGGAGAUGGACGGCAUUGCUGCACUGAAACUGAAGGGGGAAAUAACAAGCGAGGAGCUGCUGCAACAGACGGAGAGCGAGAGGAAGAAGAUUCUGUUGGAAUUUGAGAAACUCCAUAUGUUUCUAGAGGAGAAAGAAUUGCUCCUAUUGGCCCAGCUGGAAGUGCUGGACAAGGAGAUAUUGAAGAGGCAGGAUGAAUUUACCGCCAGGCUCACCCAGGAGAUAUCUCGUCUCGGGACCCUGAUCAGUGAGAUGGAAGGGAAGUGCAGGCAGCCAGCAAGUGAAUUCCUGCAGGACAUCAGAAGCACCUUGAGCAGAUACGAGAUGGGGAAGAUUCAGAGUCCACCAUCCCUUCCUCUGGAACUGAAAAGGAGAGUCAAGGAAUUCUCUCAGAAGCACGCAUUUCUGGAGCAUGCUCUGAGUAAAUUUAAAGAGACUCUGUCAUCUGAACCAAAGCUGGACAAAGCAAACGUGACCCUGGAUCCAGACACGGCUCAUCCUCAUCUCAUCCUCUCCGAGGAUGGGAAAAGCGUGAGAUGGGGACCUGCACGGCAGGACGUGCCCGACAACUUCAGAAGAUUUGAUCCCGUUCCCUGUGUGCUGGGCUGUGAGGGGUUCAGCUCGGGGAGACAUUGCUGGGAAGUGGAGGUGGACGGGAGCAGUUGGGCCGUGGGGGUGGCCAGAGAGUCUGUGAGGAGAAAGGGAGGGGUCAGCCUGGAGCCAGAGGAGGGGAUCUGGGCUGUGGGGCAGCUGAACCCAAUUCAGUAUGUGGCUCUCACUUCUCCUUGGACAAGCCUGCCACCGGAUAGGAGACCCAGGAAGAUCAGGGUCGCCCUGGACUACAGAAGGGGGCAGGUGGCAUUUUUCAACGCUGAGAACAACACUGAGAUCUUCACUUUCCUGGCAGUCGCUUUUGCUGGGAGAAUCUUCCCGUUCUGCUGGGUGGCAGACAAAAACUCCCAGGUCAAAAUGUGUCACUGAGCUGCGAGAUCACGUAGUCCUCUUCCCCCACACCCGGGGCCUGGAUCUGGCAUCUGCUCCGUAGAA
Mauremys reevesii (Reeves's turtle) is the source of this 1729-nucleotide messenger RNA. Its product is annotated as zinc finger protein RFP-like. Gene Ontology annotation, molecular function: zinc ion binding; protein binding. Bases 230 to 1663 code for a protein of 477 amino acids. The record is from RefSeq and is a predicted model, not a curated record. The transcript has 8 exons. Lineage: Eukaryota; Metazoa; Chordata; Testudines; Geoemydidae.